AUGGAUCAAUCAAAGGCUGUAUUGCCUUUUACUUUCACUGGAAAAUAUGAACAAAACCCAACUGAUGUCUCCUCCUACUUAUCUUCUGUUAGAAUAGAAAGCGACUAUGGUACUCAAGUCCAUUUCGUUAAAUCAAAUAUCCACAAUAAUAAUCACCUUCUUGAUAAGAAAUCCCCCAAAGCUAAUCUCAUUUCUAAUGAUAAUGACUCCACUCUAGAUGAUAACUUGAAAAAGGGUAUUAACAAUUACCUCCAAAAAAAAUCACAAGAUAACUCUUUAACGCUACUCAUUACUUCCUCCAAUUAUAAACAAUGGAAAACCAAGAUCUUGAAGAAAUUCCAAAACGAUAAAGCACAACUAAACUUUUGUCUAGAAAACCAUCAAUCCAACGACCAGCUCGAUACUGAAAUCGAUAUACCCACUAACUUUACCCAAUGGAGAUCCUUUCUUAUCACCACUAUUCCAACACCAUAUAUAAUCUCUAUUUUAUCAUUCACUGAAUUCAUCACUCUAAUUACUUACUAUAAAAAAUUUAUAUCCAAAAAAAAUAAAGGUCACUUGAACAACUGGCUUAUAUCAAUUCUUUUGAGAUUACCUGAAAUUUUAACUUAUAAUGACUUGAACGAACUAAGGGAGUUGGGUAAGAAAAUUAAAUUCCUUCGUCUAAAAAGCUUCUCAUCCCCUGAAGAUUUUGACACUGACACAUUAAUGACUUAUGAUAUGUCUUUAGCUAUAAUCUCUGAUCUUUAUGGUCAAAAAGAUUUAUUAAAUGACUAA
Ascoidea rubescens DSM 1968 is the source of this 777-nucleotide messenger RNA. RefSeq names its product Brr1p (gene BRR1). NCBI's taxonomy places the organism in Eukaryota, Fungi, Ascomycota, Saccharomycetes, Ascoideales, Ascoideaceae. The record is from RefSeq and is a predicted model, not a curated record. Gene Ontology annotation, biological process: spliceosomal snRNP assembly. The transcript has a single exon. The coding region runs from base 1 to 777 and encodes 258 amino acids.